AAAGACCCCCAAUAACUUCUUUUACAACUCCAAGCCCGCCAGAAUCAUCACAGACAUGCCUCCCCAACCUGGGAUGUUCGCCCUCCCAUACAGCUCAACGCACAAAGCACGACCCAACGCCCGUACCAUCACAGAGCAUCACGACGGUCCCCAAGACAUAAUGUUUCCAUACCGCGAACCUCCACACCCUUCGGCGCACCAUAUGUCUCAUGGACCAGGCUCAUCGUCUAUGGGAGCUGGACCGUCGAGAGUGCACGAGGAUCCGAAGCGGGAGAAGAGGAAGAGGGAGCCUCAAGGGAUGGGUCGGGUCAAGGAUGUGGUUGAUAUCAGGAGAGAAGAAGCUCGUAUGUAUCAAGAGACGAUCGCAGGUUUACAAAACGUGUCAAUGCAGCUUGCAGCGCGUCCAGAAACAUCACCAGCGUACAACAUUCGCCUAUUGCCUCUUUCGACCGAACGGUCAGCAUUGCUCGCACAAUUUGCGAUAGAGGAAAAGAACGCGAUCGAGAGUACAGAGGCUGCGUAUGAGCUCGAGAGCCAGCGUGUCAAGGAGGAGUGGGAGCGUGGUCACGCGAGGAUACGCGAGAGGUUGCUGGAAGGAAUCGAGGAAAGGAGACGAAGAGCACGGGAGGAGAAGGACGGAGAGGGAGCCGGCGGUGACGCCUCGCUCGACUCCCAGUCUCGCCCUCACAUCACCCGCAAACUCCGCAACAAACUCAACACGUCCCCGCCACCCACGCCCAACUCACACAACAACGGCUCAGGCUCCGCCACCAAAGAUGGCCCCAUCAUCGGUGUCAUAACCAAUCCGCAUUCCCUCUCCAUCGAUGACCUCCCCGCCGCCUUCCCUCUCCCUCUCACCGCCUACACACUCGGCUCGAAUGGGAACAGUGGCGGUGGCGGUGGGAAUAGUCGGAGGAAGGCGAAGGGGGGUGGCGGUUCACAAACGGUGGGACAACUGGGGAAGAGCGUGGCUGGAUUGUCGGCGUGUAAGGAGGCUGAGAUUAAUAGUGACUUGGAUCUCGUUACGAAGGCGAACAAGAGGAGGAGAGCGGCGCCACAAUCGUUAGCCAGCAGGGUGUAGGACAAUGGCUUAUCCAUAUGUAUAACUGGUCACGAUACGUAUCUCGAGUUGUUCUGUACACCGCUGCAUUGUUCUAUCGUCUAGUAUUGUUUUGCUUUUGUUAUUUUCCAUACUGUUUGUUUUUGCCGAAGUCAAAGCCACCUCCACAAGCGCUGCCUCCGCGCCGACACGCUGGCGCGCGUACGUCUGCAUUCCUACUUACAACACCCUAUCCUACCCCUGCUCCCUCACACUCACAUUUCUCAAUCACCCCCUAUAAGUCGGAUCAAGCUCUUCUGUCUUUCCGAAAGAAUCAACCUCUCCUCGAGACCCUGCCACUCGCAGCACCUCACACGGAUCCAAUCCCAAUAUCGCAUGCCAUACUUGAAAUAAAGCGCCCCGAAGAGGAAGCCGCCGAGGUGAGCUGCAUGGGCGAAGAGUCUCCAUCCACAUAACACGCCAAGAACAUCAAACGCCACGAACAUCGCCACCGCAUGCGAAGCUUGCAUAGGGAUAACGAACAACGCCCUCAUCUCUAGGUCCGGAAAUUGAAGCGUUACGUUCGCUAUACAGGCGCAGACCGCGCCGGACAUGCCUAGUGCGCCCUGGGUCAGAUGUAUGAGUGCGGCUUUCGUCUGAGAUCGCAGCGCCUCGGAGUUUGUGGGGUUUUUGGGAGUGGAGGAUUGUUUUGGAUGCGGUGAGUUGAAGAGGCGAGAACGUAGCGUGGUCAGGUAGCGCCAGAUUCUAGUCGUACGAGAUGGUAUAAACUUCUGCGAGGAGAGCUGGGCGAUGAUUCUUGGGUAGUGGAAGGCGGUGAAAAAGAUAUGAUGGCAGAGAGAAGAGAAUACUCCGGCUGCGACGAAGAAUGCCAGGAAAUGGUAGAUUGCAGUAGUUUCCGUGAUCCCAGACUCCGAUUUUCGCCAUUGUUCAUCGUACAUCCAGUAAGUCACGCAAGGCGCAAAACUGAGCAACGUAAGAGAGUUGCAAGCAAGGUGCCACCAUUCCUCAUGGCUGAACACGCUCGUCAAUAGCGUGUACGAGUUCCCACCGACAGGCUGAUGAACGAAAUGAGUGUUCAUCCACUGUUUCAUUCCAGAUCGGGCACCACCCAGGCGCCACGCAACGAAUACCACCGAACACGCAGCGACGAUUCCCCACGCCGUUCUAUACCCAUCGACCAGCGGCAUCGCGUUGGACACCAUAUCGUUUAUUUUCACCCAACUGAGUAUUUCUGAAUAGACACUCCAGAGAUAUGGACGCAUGAAUGCUGGAGCGGCCGAGAUGUAGGUGUCUGCUUGUUUGUACUCUUCGAGAGAUUCUUUUUUAUGAUCGAUCGCUCGGGAAUAGUAUACCAAUAUGGCAGUGCCCAGGGGGCCAGAAUCAUAAUAUCGGCUAGUCAUCCAGGAUGAGACAGAGUUGUUCGUUUGCACUGCGGCUGCGACGAAGCCUACUGUCACGAGGAGUACAGAGAGGACGAUUGGUCUGACGAUUUUAGGUCGUUUGACUUCCUGGAGAAUGGUCUUCAGCUCCUCGGGACUGACAUCGGGGAACUCCUUCGACUCUCCAACCUGGUAUUUCGUACCAAGGGAAGUCUCAUUUCGGAGAGCUCUGGUGAGGCUCAGAUGUCGAGGGUUUAGGGAUGGAGAAUGUGGGCGAAAAAAUGGAGAUGGACGGAAUCCAAGGCGUGAUAUCGAUGUGCCAGUGGUCCGGAGAGAUCGACAGGACAAGAGAUGUGGUUGUAGAUGUACAAAGAGAUUCAUUCUCGGCGAUGGAGAGAUCAGAGGUGCGAUGUUAUACAGUGCUAGUAGAAAAGAACUUCAGAGCAGGUGAGUAGCAAGAUGAGUCGAAAGGAAAGCGCGAUGGUUAGUAGAGCAGUGGACUGAUGGGUAUCGAUGAGUUCAAGAGCAGAGCAGACCGCAGGAUGCAAAGAGCUGUCAGAUCGCCAUGGAAGUCAAGAGUUCAAUACGAGCACAACAGGGUUUAUACCCGCUUGGGGUGGCCGUUCAAGUUACAGU
This is a messenger RNA of Stereum hirsutum FP-91666 SS1, 3075 nucleotides long. RefSeq lists its product as uncharacterized. The transcript is spliced from 8 exons. The coding region runs from base 56 to 1081 and encodes 341 amino acids. The record is from RefSeq and is a predicted model, not a curated record. NCBI's taxonomy places the organism in Eukaryota, Fungi, Basidiomycota, Agaricomycetes, Russulales, Stereaceae.